Messenger RNA from Ricinus communis (castor bean), 2075 nucleotides. RefSeq names its product mechanosensitive ion channel protein 9. NCBI's taxonomy places the organism in Eukaryota, Viridiplantae, Streptophyta, Magnoliopsida, Malpighiales, Euphorbiaceae. Gene Ontology annotation, cellular component: plasma membrane. The transcript has 5 exons. The record is from RefSeq and is a predicted model, not a curated record. Gene Ontology annotation, biological process: monoatomic anion transport; transmembrane transport; detection of mechanical stimulus. Gene Ontology annotation, molecular function: mechanosensitive monoatomic ion channel activity. The coding region runs from base 87 to 1970 and encodes 627 amino acids.
UUCAACACUAUCUCAGUAGAAGACAUAACCUUACAUUUGAAACCAAACAUAAACCUUUGAUUUAUGUUAUCAGAUUCUUAUAAACCAUGGCCUUUAGCUUCUCUUUUCUUACAUUCUUGGUGAAAAAGAUUCUGAAUUUCUGUAAGCAAAAGCACAUGGCAGAAGGAACGGACCAUCUCCGUCUCCAAGUUGUCUUAGAAGAGAACUCGGAUUCAAGGGGAAUUCGCUUUACAGGUGGACUAGAAGAAGAUGAUUGUGAAGAGAAAAAAGAUGACGGUAACGAAAAAAAAGAUGAUAAUGACAACUCAAAGGAGGGUCUUUUUAUCAUCUUUAUAGGGUUAAUUGCUGCUUGCAUUUUGGUUCUUUUAAUCGCUAGCUUGACAGUGAACAGAUUAAAGAAUUCGAAAAUUUGGGUCUUUGAAUUGUGGAAAUGGUGUUCAUUACUGUUAGCUGUCCUUGGAGGUGGAGUGAUUGCAUACCAAUUCAGACUUGUCAUUGAUUUCUUGAUUUGGAAAUUCUGGGCCAAGAAAAAAUCACUCCACGCUUAUUAUUUGUAUGGAAUCAAGAAGAGUUUUCUAGCUUCUAUUUGGUUGAUCUGGGUUUUUCUCGCUUGGAUCUUGUUUUUUGAUCGGGGGGACAAGCCAAGCGAGGAUGCUAGAGAAAUUACAAAUGAUGUUACUAGGGUUCUUGCAGGUUUCCUCAUUGGAGAUGCUAUAUGGUUAACGAAGACUUUAUUGGUUCAGCUUGUAGCUUCUUUCCAUGUCAAGAAUCUUUUUGAGAAAAUUCAAAAUGCAAAAAGUAAGCGCGAGGCCCUGAUAGCCAUUUUUAAGAAGACGAAGACUAAUAGUGUGGAAACCAUGAAAGAAUUCAUUGGCACCAUUAGCGGAAAGCAGCUGCCUGAACUCUGGUACAGCGAGAAGGGUGAAAAGAUAAAAAAUGUCGCCGAAGCAAAGAGAGCUGCCAAUGAGAUUUUCACGAAGUUUGCAGAAAAUGAAAAGUACAUCAACUUGGCAGACGUAUUGACAUAUGUGAGAAUGGACAACCAGCAAGUGCGUCAGCAUUUCCAAGCAGCAGCAGAAGAUACAGAUAUAGAGAGGAUCAAGAGAUCAGCUUUCAGGAAAUGGGUGGUUGAAGUGUACCGGGAGUAUGAGUCGCUGAAUAGCACCUUGAAGUAUAGGAAAACAGCUGUUGACGAGCUGAACAAGCUCGCUUCUAUGGCGGUGCUUCUUUUGAUCAUUAUAGUGUGGUUACUUUUCAUGGGAUUUAUAACAACACAGAUGCUAAUCUUCAUAACUACACAGUUGUUACUAGUGGUUUUCAUGUUCGGUAACACUGCCAAGACUUUGUUUGAAGCCAUUAUAUUCGUCUUUGUCCAGCAUCCAUUUGAUGUUGGAGACCGCUGCAUUAUUGAUGACGUACAGAUGGUUGUUGAGGGCAUGGAAAUAUUAACAACCUCGUUUCUGAGAUAUGAUGGUGGGAAAUUGUACUAUCCUAAUUCGGUUUUGGCUACAAAACCUAUCUACAAUCUUUACAGGAGUCCAACGAUGAUGGAUUCUGUGGAAUUUGACAUCUCUCGUUCUAUUUUAAAAGAUGAUGACAUGCAAAAAUCCUUGCGAAAAAAAAUAAAAGAGUACUUGAAGAAAAACUCGAGGUACUGGCUUGAAGAACAUAGCUUGCAAUUCAAGGGGAUUGAGAGUGAGCAGAACAAGUUAACAGUGGCUUUACAUGUUAACCACACCAUAAGUUUCCAUUAUGCUACACAGAGAGGGAAAAGAAGAUCUCAACUAGUGUUAGGGAUAACCAAAAUCUUAGAUGAUCUUCGCAUUAGAUCCACUAUUAUAAUGACUGGAACCAGCCAUCCUGGAGCAUCUACAUCUUAUUCAACGCAAACUGACCCAUCUUCUCGGGCCCAUAAAAGAAUGGCAAAUGGCCUGGAUAAACCACAGGUCUUUGCUCCAAAGUGGAAGUAACUAUUGAAUAUUUAUUUUUGUUUCCCUUCUUAAUUAUGUAAUGCAACAAUUAUUUAAUAUUUUAAAAAUUAUAAGACUAUAUGUAAUGCAAUAUUUAUUCUAAUA